UGCAGCUGCGCUGCCAGCAGAUAAUACUGCAUUCUCACUUGCUGCAAAUAAACAAAAUUAAUUAAUGCACAUAAACAGCCGCACAAAUAACCACAAACAUGGCAAAAAAUGUUAAGAAACUUACCUUGGCAAGCAAGCUAGCUAAACAGGGUGCCGUCAUACAGCCAACUGCAAUAAUUAAGAGGGCAACCAGCAGCGUGCGGGAUAUAGAGGAUCUGGUCGGAGGCGGUGCAGCACCGUCCACUGGUCCACUAUAUUUCUCGCCCAUACAAACACGCAAACAGCGCUUACUAAAUGGCGAGACCAUUAAAAAAACAGCCACCAAGGAGGAGGUGUUGAUCGCUGCUCGAGUGCCGCAGAAGAAAAAGCGUAAUCAACAGGUUUCCUUGGCUGCUGGUGCGGAAGAGGAGCCAGCCAUACAGAAAGAAGCUGCAGUGAAGAAGGAAGUGGAUGAACAGAAACCAGAAGUACAAAAGGAUCUGAAAUCAGAGACAAUGAAGCAACUAAAACCAGAGAUAAAGCAGGAAAUUGAUCCGCUGGUAAACGAAGACGUUGCGUCGCCGCAGUCCUUGUGGUAUCGCCAGCUGGAGAACAUUCGUUCCAUGCGGAGUCUCAGCGCCGCCCCUGUGGACACAAUGGGCUGUCAUCAGUGCGCCGACCCAAAAGCUGAUGGAAAGACACAACGCUUCCAGAAAUUGGUGGCUCUGAUGCUCUCCAGUCAAACGAAAGAUCAAACCACCUUCGAGGCCAUGAACCGGCUCAAAGCGCGCACACUUACACCCAACAGCCUAAAGGACAUGCCAGUGGGUGAACUGGAAACCCUACUGCAUCCCGUGUCCUUCUAUAAGAACAAGGCCAAGUACCUUAAGCAAACCACACAAAUACUGAUCGACAAGUACGAUGCGGACAUACCGGACAAUGUCAAGGAGCUGGUCGCACUGCCCGGCGUUGGACCCAAAAUGGCGCACAUCUGCAUGGCCGUUGCCUGGGACAAGCUGACGGGAAUUGGCGUCGAUGUGCAUGUGCAUCGUAUCUCCAACCGCUUGGGCUGGUUACCACGUCCCACCAAGGAGCCAGAGCACACCCGUGUGGGCCUGGAGAGCUGGUUACCCUCGACACUCUGGGCGGAGGUGAAUCAUUUGUUUGUGGGUUUCGGUCAAACCAUUUGCACGCCACUGAAGCCCAACUGCGGUCAAUGCCUGAACAAAGAUAUAUGUCCGUCAGCCAAAGUGGUGGUCACUCCCACAAAGAAAGGUGUUAGGUAGGAAGGUAACUUUAAGUCCAAAACUGCCAUGCCACAAACAAAAUCAAAGAUUUAAAAAAAUUUAAUUUGUAAUGUAAUGAAAAGUAUUAAAAAUGUAUUACCGAACUGAAA
Messenger RNA from Drosophila subobscura, 1375 nucleotides. It is a transcript of the gene Nthl1, whose product is annotated as endonuclease III-like protein 1. Gene Ontology annotation, cellular component: nucleus. The record is from RefSeq and is a predicted model, not a curated record. NCBI's taxonomy places the organism in Eukaryota, Metazoa, Arthropoda, Insecta, Diptera, Drosophilidae. The transcript is spliced from 4 exons. Gene Ontology annotation, biological process: nucleotide-excision repair; base-excision repair, AP site formation; base-excision repair. Bases 99 to 1265 code for a protein of 388 amino acids. Gene Ontology annotation, molecular function: DNA-(apurinic or apyrimidinic site) endonuclease activity; oxidized pyrimidine nucleobase lesion DNA N-glycosylase activity; DNA binding.